AUGCGAAUUUCUUGGGAACCGUUUCAUAAGUCGAAGGGUGACCCAAGUGAUCCUUUGAACAGCUCUAGGAGUCCUGUUGUCCCCAGUAAACACCUCAGUCUGCCCAAUGGGUAUGACGCAGUUAUGACAUCAGUGAGUGGCCGCGCAGAUGAUCUUUCCUACCGCUGCUCGUCCGAUGCCUUUGAUCCUGACGGACGCACUUUCAAUAUUUCAGAAAAUUGGACUGUGCUGUCCACAGAGGGAGAUAAACCUAUUCCUCGUUUCUAUCAUGCAGCAGCCAUUGUAAGUAGCAAGAUGGUAGUGUUUGGUGGUGAUUCUGGUCAACGCUUAUUAAAUGACACAAAGAUACUGAAUUUAGAGAAUCUUACUUGGGAUUCUGCGCCUCCUAAAGUUUGCCCAUCGCCAAGCGGACGUUCAAUGAAGUUGCCAGCCUGCAAAGGUCAUUGUCUGGUUCCAUGGGGAAAUAGUGUCAUUCUUGUCGGAGGUAAAACUGAGCCUGCUUCUGAUCGUUUAUCAGUAUGGACUUUCAAUACCGAAACGGAGCUUUGGUCACUUAUUGAAGCCAAGGGUGAUAUCCCUGAUCCUUCUAAUUUUGGAGGCCACUCAAAAUCCAAGACACUUAAUGACUUGUAUUCCUUAGAUUUUGAUACAAUGGUAUGGUCAAGAGUGAAGACUCAUGGUCCUCACCCAUCACCUCGAGCUGGUUGCAGCGGAACUCUGUGUGGAACUAAGUGGUACAUAGCUGGGGGUGCAAGCACGAAAAAAAGUAUGUCUCAAGCUCUCAAUUUGGAAGAUGAGUUGGUGGGUUUCAGCAUGGUUCCUUUCUACCACAGAGACAAGAUUGCACUUAUUGCAUUUGGAGGGAACAAAAAAGAGCCGUCCAACAAGGUUGAAGUAUUAGUGGUACUGCAAAAUGAGCAUUCUUUUAGUUGGCGUUCGGCCCCAGAAGUGGACCGUGUGCUGUACGAGUACUCUCCAAGCAAUAAGGAGCUUGCUGAUCAUCUCAACAAAUGUGCCCCCUUGUACUCUAACAGUUCCAUCACAAGGCAUAGUCUCACUUCUGUGAUAGAACACCCUCCUAGAAGGGAACCCCUCUCUGAGUCAUUGUUGAAGCAGUCCAGUUUGGGCACUUCACUCCAUGGGCAGUUGGAUCAAGUAGAAGAGUGCAGCCUAGGUCAGAAAUUGCAGAAACCAAUCGAUGAUGACAGAUACGAUGACGUCGAUGACGACUCUUCAUGUCAAGAUAGCACUCCAAAAGGGAAUCGGAGCAAAAGGACAGGACCUGGUACUCAGAAUGACAAUGUAAGAAGGAUAGCUAGAUGCUCUUCAGAUGUUAGCCAGAGCCACUUAUACAACACAAAAAUAGCAGACUUAAUCAGAAGAAACACCACGCUCGAAGACAAGCUUUCGACCGCGCUGGCAAGCAAAGACCAGCUAGAGAAGAGCUUAUCAUCGGUCAUUCACAGCAGAGAACAGCUGGAGAAGAUGCUUGCCAACAAAGAUAAGGAGGCUGAGAUGCUGAAAGAGAAGAUAGCAUGCUUAGAGCUGGCGCAUGAGGAGUCGAACAGCCUCUCGAACACGGUCCACGCUGAUAAUGUGCGCCUCGAGCGUGAAGUGGCGUUCCUGAAGGCCGUCACAGAUGAAACCCAGAAGGCAAGGAAACUUGAUGUUUACUAG
Messenger RNA from Miscanthus lutarioriparius, 1677 nucleotides. The record is from the annotation of a GenBank genome assembly. Lineage: Eukaryota; Viridiplantae; Streptophyta; Magnoliopsida; Poales; Poaceae.